GUGGUCUUGUUGUUUGGUUUUGUUUAUAGACACAACUUGCAAUACUCUAUGAUGUGAAGUAUGUGGUGUAUAAAUUUAAAACAUGUGGGUGUUUUUUGUGCACGAUGUGAUCGAAGUAAGAGAUAAACAUUCGAAAAUCACAGCGGAUGCGUUCCUGUUCCUUUUAAUAUUCUUCAUGUACAAUGACACGGAGAAUGGUCAUAACUAAGCGGAGCGGCGAGCUGUAAGGGGGCAGCAUGUCGGGGGCAGGCCACCAGGGCCCGGCCAGCCUCGCCCACCACCCCGUGCCGGAGUUCCGGGACGCCGACCACUACCGCCAGGCCCUCAGCCCGCUCUGCAUCUCCGAUGGCAGCCACGAGAUCGUCAGGCCCAAGCCCAGGAGACCCGGGGGAGGGGGCAGCCGGGAGAUGCUCCCAUCGAGCGGAUAUGCCUCGUACCAGCAGCUGCCUCCCGGAGACAGCCCCAUACGACCGGGGAGCGGGCCCCCCUCGCGGCAGCUGGGGCCGGCCGGCAAGGCCGCGGACGACAAGCCGUUCCACCCCAUCGCGGGCUCCAAGAUGGCGGCGUGCCCCCCGGACGCCGGCCGGCCGGCCGGCGCGGAGCAGCUGGUGCCCGAGAGGGACCUGGCGGGGGGGCAGCCCGCGGCCGGUCUCGAGCCGCCCCAGGCCCCGGCAGAGGACAGCGCCGUCUCCCGCUCCUUCAAGCAGAUGCAGCACCGCGCGGCCCUGCAGACGGUCACCAGCAAGAUGGCGACGGUGGCGAGCAGCCGGCAGCCCGGGGCGCGCGGCUACGGCACGGCUGGGCGCGGGGGCCACCUGCACCACCACCUUAGCGUGGAGGAGCUGCGGCUCAUGCAGAGGAGGCAGGACUCGAACGGCAGUUCGUCGGACGACGGCACGCGCAGCUCGGGCCACGCCAGCAUGUCGGACGGCCACCUGAGCUCGUCCCCGCCGGUCGAGCGGCACCAGCACUACCGCUCGCACCUCAACUCCGUCCCCGAGGACGACAGGUUGUCUGCCAGCGUGAUGCAGAGCCAAGGUCGCAGCGGGCGGAAGGCGACCCACAACAGGAGCCGGCACCGAGCGACACCUGCCAAGCUGGUGCCGUGCGGCUCGGGCCUCGAGGACAUCAAGCUGGCCAUCCAGCAGCUCACGAUGCGCUCGCACGCGGGCGGCUACUCCUCCUCCACCUACUCCAGCCUGAGCGGCAGCGAGUCGGGCGAACCGGCCGCCCGCCGCCUCAUCCGCCACUCCUCGCUCGAGACCAUCAACACCAACGUCACCAACGCCGACGAGUUCGUCUGGGUGGACUCGCACAACCGGCUGGUGGAGCUGCAGCACCUGCCCUGGUCCAGCCACGACGUGCUCAAGGUGGUGCAGAACGGCCGCACCAAGGACCACAUGGAGCGCGUGUCCAUGGAGACGGUGCCGCGCCUCUGCUACCUGCUGCAGCGCGCCCUGGUGCGCGUGGGGCGCGAGGCGCAGCGCCUGUCCCGCCCGCUGGGGCUGUGCUCCAAGCAGGAGGUGUGCUCCGCCCUCAAGAUCACCCUGUGCCCCGCCCUCGCCGACUCCUGCACCAAGGCGUGUCUGCGGGCGGCGGCCAUGUUCGCCGUGUCGGGGGACCUGCAGCUGAAGCAGAGCAAGUCCAGCCGCGCCGGCCUGCAGCUCUCCGUCGGCAAGUUCCAGCGCUGGAUGGCCGACGUCUGCCUCGGCAAGUUCGUGCACGAGUACGCAGCGGUGUACCUGGCCGCCGGCAUGGAGAACCUGCUGGAGGAGAUCGUGCUGCAGUGCCUGGCGAGCGAGCCGGACGCCGUGCUCACGGCCACCGUGUUCGAGCACGCCAUCGCCAGCAACGGCGACCUGUGGGGGCUGCUGCAGCCGUACGCGCACCUCAACGCCGGCCGCAUCGCCUCAGGGGCGCUGGCUAUGCCGCGGUGGGCCAGCGCGUCGAGCGUCAACACGGACUCGACGCAUGCGUCCUCAUCGCUGGCCGGCGGCAAGUCGCUGGAGCAGUCGCUGCUGACGACGUGCGUGGGCUCGGCGCAGGAGCUGACGGAGCUGCUGGCGAGGAUCAACACCCGGCCCGUCAGCUGGACGCCGGCCGCCGUGCAGGCGCUCUUCUACUUCAUGAGGUGCUCCCAGCUGGAGCACGCGGAGCACUCGGCGCCCGUCCAGGAGCUGGUGUACGAGCGGGCGUACGCGGUGCUGCCCCCGCUGGUGGAGUGGCUGCGAGUGGCGGCCGCCCACGCCGAGCACCGCCACUCCUCGCUGCUGGACCGCGACGACGUGAUGCAGGCGGCGCGCCUGCUGCUGCCCGGCGUCGACUGCCCCGCGCGCCACUUCACCGCCGGGUCGGAGGAGGCCAUCCUGUGCAGGCGCUCCGGCGACGAGGGCGACUGCGUGCGCAGGCUCAAGUCGGAGCUGGCCUUCAAGAUGCUGCGCAGCGGGCGCGGGGACCUGUUGCAGCACGCCUUGCAGCUGCUGCCCUCGAGCAAGAAGCUGAACAGCGUGAACGAGUGCGGGCUCACACCGCUCAUGGCGGCCGUGCUGCUGCGCGACGAGGCGGCGGCGCGAGCCCUGCUGGAACUGGGGGCGGACCCCGACGUGGAGACCCCCGCCUACGGGGCGCCGGGCUGCCCCCAGGCGCACGCCGAGGCCCAGCACUGGACCGCGCUCACCCACGCCGCGCUGCAGGGCGCUCUGGGCUGCGCGCGGCUCCUGCUGGAGCACGGGGCCCACGUCGAGGGCGGGGCGCGACUCAGCGAGGACAAGUGCACGCUCACGCCCCUGCAGGUGGCGGUGGCGAGCGGAAACACGGAGCUGGUGUCGCUGCUGCUGUCGCACGGCGCCCAUCCCUUCCUCUCGACGCAGCUCAAGGACUCGCUGUGCUACUCGGGCGCCGCGCAGAGGGGCUGCUACAGUGCCAUAGCCGUGGCGGCCGCGCACGGGCAGCGCGCCGUGUUGCACAAGCUGCUGUCGCACCCGCUCAACUCCACCAACAAGGAGGUGCUGUCCUUGGAGGAGAUCCUGGCCGAGGGGGCGUCCCAGCUCACGGCCGACCGACGCCAGGGCAGCCGCCUGCAGGUGGCGUGCCCCACGGCCCCUGAUGCGGGCAGCUGUGCCGUAAGCCUGGCGGGCAGCGACAACUCGCAGCUGCUGAAGCUCAGCAAGGCCCAGACCAAGUCGCUGCAGGAGGCCAUGUACCACAGCUGCGAGAACAACCACCUGGACAUCACGCUGGACCUGCGCAACAUCGGCAUCCCCUGGACGCUGCACUGCUGGAUGCACACGCUGGCCACGGCCCACGACCAGCGCCUCGACAGCAUCAUCGACCAGCUACUGCAGGACUUCCUGCAGGUGUGGCCGGACGACUACUCCUCCCAGUUCGUGGACGAGUGCCUGCCCCUGCUCUUCACCAUCUUCCGGUUCAGCAAGAACGAGGGCACGACCCUCCUGCUGGCCGACAUAUUCUCCACGUGCUACGGCUGGGACCCCAUCAAGGACAUCCGCGACACGUCCUUCUCCGGUGGCACGCGCAUCGACCCCAAGUUCGUCAACAACCCGGAGCUGAGCGACGUGCAGUUCCGUGUCGAGGGCCGUGUCUUCUACGGCCACAAGAUCGUGCUGGUGACGUGGUCGCCGCGCUUCCGCGCCAUGCUCAGCUCCAAGUUGUGCGACGGCAACCCGCCCAUCGUGCACAUCAACGACAUCCGCUACCACAUCUUCCAGCUGGUGAUGCAGUACCUGUACAACGGCGGCUGCGAGACGCUCCAGGUGGAGCAGUCUGACGUGCUGGAGCUGAUGGCCGCCGCCAACUUCUUCCAGCUGGACGGCCUGCUGCGCUUCUGCGAGGCGCAGUGCUCCUCCAUGGUGGACCUGGACAACAUCGUGUCGCUCUACAUCCACGCCAAGGUGUACAACGCGACGGAGCUGCUGGAGUACUGUCAGGGCUUCCUGCUGCAGAACAUGGUAGCCCUGCUCACCUACGACGACUCCGUCAAGCGCCUGCUGUUCGGCAAGAAGCUGCACAACCACGACGUGUUGGCCGGCCUGCUGCUCACGCUGCAGGCCCGCAUCAAGGCGCGCAACACGCCCGCCAACCCCCGCCCGCCCAAGCCCAAGUGAGCGGCACUUGCGGAGUACCGCGAAUAAGACUAAAACUUUCAAGUAUUAUAGUUCCAAGACUUAAGGGUUGUGACGAAAAAGGUUCCACUCAAUAUUAGUUUUUUUUUAAGCAAUUCAGUUAAUUAACACUAUCAACAAUUCAUCAAAAUCAUUUUUAACCUGUUUGGAGUUAAAUAUGUUUUAAGUAGAUACGUGCCACGAGAGACAUGUAUUUUCAUUCUUCGUCUGUAUUCACCACCAGCACACAGCCCUGAUUGGCCAGAGCAUUUGUGCAUCACUUGUACACAUGCAAGAGAACUGCACUUGCUGUGAUAAAGUGUAAGUAAGAGCCCAGCCUACCUGUGGUAUUCAUGAUGCAACAGAGGUUUAAAAUCCACCCGUUAUCAUUAAACUGCUCGACAUUUUGAUGUUGGGUCAGGCUUCCAGUAGCUGUUAAGAAAUGUCACAUGUACCUUCAUGUGUCUGUUCCGUGAGUGCUUGCUACAAUGUACCUAAAAAUGGCCAAACCUGUUAUUUCAGAAUAGCCCGGAAGAAAUAUAAUUUUGGAUUGCAAAAGGUGGAGUGAAUUUGAUUUUUUGAUACUUUAUAUACCUCCAUAUUUUAUGUUUUAUAUUAUAUAUAUAAUAAUGUACUGCGGUCCUUAUGCAAAUUUGUUUAUUUUGGGUAAAAAAAAAAAAAUAACAUUGCAUAGUGUGGUUGAAUAUGUGCGUAAAUAACUAACCUGUGUUGGUUUUUAAUAAAUAUGUUACGAGCAAGUAUCAAUUGUUUAAUUAUAAUAGCUCAGCAGUGUGUGUAAAACAUCAUGAACUGUGAUGUUAAGAAGGGUCUGCCACCUGUCGCAGCUGUGUUUACAGUUCUCCCACCCUCUCUCAUUGUGAAUGUGUUGUGAACUGGCACUGUUACACAAUCAUCGCGUAUCUGUCUCAACAAAUGCAAUUGUAUCCAAACAUUGUUUUAGUGUCAGUUUUCCCAUGCUUUCUACUGCAACAUUUCAUGACAAAACUGCUGAAAAGGGCAUGCUUGUUUUCAUAGGAGGAACUGACAAAAACUAAUUGAGCAGCAUGCUGUUUUUUUCUCUUUUGGGAAAGGAGAUGGGUAAAAAAAAACAUAUACAAUAGACGAGAAGGGAAACACGAGAAUAAAAAAUUGUGUACUUGGGCCAUAAGGGUGAAAAGGAGAGAUGAAGAACCAGUGACCAGUGCCAUGUUGCUUUCGCGGCAAUAAGCUGAGACACAGACCAUGAAGGGCUUCACUUGUAUUCUGCUGGAGACAGAUAUGUGAUGCGACACAUUUGAGAGCGACCCUUACUGUGAAAAUGUUAGUAUUUUAUAUUAUAUUAUAGAUGCGACUCACGCAUGGAUAACCCUUCUGUGGGUAAAUACAGUAUGUUGUAUGUAUUAACAAGUUGUGGGGGGGGGGGGGGGGGGGGGGGUUUCCAAAACUUGGAUUUGAUUAUUCAUGACGUACCUGAAAAUCAAAAUUACUCCCAACUUUUGCAACCCAACCCCACUGUUUUUUUUUAGCUAUAUCUAUCUCUGCUACUGGGCUAGGCAUGGUUUUUGCACGCUAGUGCCACAAAUCACAGUGUGAUAAAAUCUUAAGUCGCAGUAUAAACCCUUAGUUGCUCUCAGUGUUGAGAAAAAAUGUAUGCAACUUCAGUGCCAUCUGGUGAUGGGGCAUGUUCUGUGUGCAACUGGACCAAUAUAAAUGCAAUUCAAAUGUCCAGCGCUCUUCCGAAGUUUAGCUGCACACUGACGCUAAUUAGUAAAUGAACUGACAGUAUGGUGUUAAUAGUUUCUUCCAUUUGAGUGAACCAGUAAAUACAACGUAACAAGAAAACAAGAUUUAAAAAUAUGAAAGCAAAAAAUCACAGUAUAGAACUUAGUAUGUUGUGUUAAAAUAUGUUAAUAUUUAGUGACCUCUGAAAAAAAUACUUUUAGUUUUAGGAUGUGCAGAUUUUGAUCACUUGAAUUCACGUAGUGGCCUUUUCCAUAAAGUUAGAAAUCUCAGAAAUGCAAGAUCAAUGAAAAUCAA
Bacillus rossius redtenbacheri is the source of this 6158-nucleotide messenger RNA. RefSeq names its product ankyrin repeat and BTB/POZ domain-containing protein 2. NCBI's taxonomy places the organism in Eukaryota, Metazoa, Arthropoda, Insecta, Phasmatodea, Bacillidae. The record is from RefSeq and is a predicted model, not a curated record. Gene Ontology annotation, molecular function: protein heterodimerization activity. The coding region runs from base 237 to 4124 and encodes 1295 amino acids. The transcript has 22 exons.